Messenger RNA from Drosophila innubila, 4952 nucleotides. It is a transcript of the gene tn, whose product is annotated as zinc finger CCCH domain-containing protein 13. Bases 473 to 4642 code for a protein of 1389 amino acids. The record is from RefSeq and is a predicted model, not a curated record. Gene Ontology annotation, biological process: protein polyubiquitination; proteasome-mediated ubiquitin-dependent protein catabolic process; negative regulation of translation. The transcript is spliced from 13 exons. Gene Ontology annotation, molecular function: metal ion binding; ubiquitin protein ligase activity; translation repressor activity. NCBI's taxonomy places the organism in Eukaryota, Metazoa, Arthropoda, Insecta, Diptera, Drosophilidae.
CAACAUUCAUUUUCAUUUGUAGCACGCUCGCGAGUGGACGUGUCGUAGUUCCCAGCUCUUUCGCUAUAUAGCACAAAUACCUCUAUACUAUAUAUAUAUCUGCAUAUAUAAAAAUAUAUAUAUAACUAGUAUAUAUAGUGACUGCAGAUCUUACACCUGCCGCGCAGCGCGUAGGGUGCUAAAAGCACCAGUGCCUAUCGAAGUAGGAUUCAAGUGUUUGUGCCACAAAGCCCGAGCUAGCUUGCAACUCGCAGUUCGUGCAACUUAACGUGCCGCCAAGGCAUGCGAAUAAGUGUGCUUAAGUUAACAAAAUUCAAAUUGUCAAAAUCCAGUGCUGCCCCAAACCAGCACAGUUAACAGCGACGCAGGAGGGCCCCAACGGGUGCCUCGGAUAAAAAACAGGAACAGGAAGUCAAAACAAAGCGGAAGAAGCCGACAACAAGCGAAGGAAGCAGAAGAAGCAGCUUAAACCAUGGAGCAGUUCGAACAGUUGCUGACGUGCUGCGUCUGCCUGGACAGGUAUCGCAUACCAAAGCUGCUGCCUUGCCAGCACUCCUUCUGCAUGGAGCCCUGCAUGGAGGGAUUGGUCGACUAUGUGCGGCGUCAGGUCAAAUGUCCCGAGUGUCGUGCCGAACAUCGCAUACCCUACAAUGGGGUGCAGGCCUUUCCCACGAACGUCACGUUGCAGCGAUUUUUGGAGCUGCAUAUUGAAAUAACCGGCGAGUUGCCGGAUCCCACCUCAGGUCAAAUCAUGGAGCGCUGCGGCGUUUGCUCCGAGAAGGCCUAUCUCUCCCACUGUGCGCACUGCGAGAAGAAGAUCUGCGAGGACUGCAAGAGCGCACACAUGGACAUAUUGCGGCGAGAGAUCACUCGCUUUAAUUCACAGAUUCGCCGCAGUUUACAUCGGCUGCAGGACUCGCUGGCCAUCAUCGAGAAGAACACGAUGAGUCUGCAGACGAACGCGGUAAGCGUGACGGAGGAGAUCGAUGAGAUCUACAGGAGAAUCACGAAGGCAAUUAAGGAUAGGUCGGAUCAGUUGAAGGGCGAGAUCGAUCGCUAUUUGGCUGUGGAGUUGCGGAAUCUGAUGACGCUGAAGGAGAACUUGGAUCUGGAGAUCACCAACAUCAACAGCAACUGUGACAUUGUGGACAAGUAUAUGAACGAGACCGUCGAGUGGGAUGACUGCGAGCUCAUGGACACCAAGGAGAUCUUCCUGAAGACCGUCGAGUUCCUGCGCCACUUUGAGUACGAGAACAACGAUUACAGUCGCCGUGUGCGCUUCCUCGUCUCCAUAGAUCCCAACCAGCUGGUCAUGAACCUGGCCACAUUCGGAGACCUCAACAUUGCGCCCCACUCGACACCCGGCGGCUCAGUGAGCAGCUCCCAUCUCGCACCUCCCAGUGCUCUACAGCCCGGCCUGAUGCGUUCCAAGAGCGAUCACCGUCUGGCCACGCAGUUCCGGCAGCAGGAGGAGCGCGGCGGCUACAACGAUGAGCCCGUGCUGGGCGGCCGCAAGUUCGGCGAGCGACCUCAGCGAAGUGCCAACAACAACAACAACAGCGAUCGAUAUGGCGACAAUCGAUAUGGACGCUCCGAGUACGACUACGACAACGAUUACGAGAACGAGCCGGCGACUCGUGCUGGCAAAUCAUCGCGAUUCCGUUCACGCUUCGUGCGCUCCCAUCAGAACGAGGACUCGGACAGCGAGCAGCAGCAGCAGCGUCAGCAGGAGCUCGACAAGCGCAAGGAUCGCGUCCUCGACAGCGAGGAUGUCUCCCGCGGCCAGCUGAGUGGCAUCAUACGUCUCAGCGAUUGCUCGCGAGUCGUGCAACGUCUGGCGGACAUUGGCAAGGAGAAGAAGGAGAAGAAGUCCGAUGCAGCGGUCGCCGCUCAGGCUGCCGUCCAAGCAGCCAUCCAGGCCCAAAAGGCGGCCAUGCAGCGCCAGCAGCAGCAAUCCAAGAACCAGCAAUCCGCCGCAGCCGCCGACGAGGAUGAGCUGGCGCGUCAGAAGCGCAAGAGUACAGCGACCUCAGGAGCGGCCACCUCAGCGGCCUCGGCAGCCAGCGGCGAGUCCAGCAGCGAGCAGCGUCCCAACACGGAGCGUGUGUCGGCGCUGAAGCGAGGCGGAGGCCAAGGAGGCAGCGAGGACAGCGACAGCAGCAGCAACCAGGCGGUGGCAACUCCAGUGCGUACAGCGACGGCGACAGCGCGAGCCGAGGUAAGUGUGAGUGGGGCAAAUGAAGAAGAAGAAGAAGCAGAAGAAGGCGUGGUCAGUGACAGUGACAGUGGCAGCAGCGAGACAGAGAGCGAGACUGAGACUGAGAGUGAGGCAGAAGUAGAAGAGAAGAAGGAACAAGAGCAGGCAGUUAAAGCUGAUGAAGAUGAAGAUGACGAGUCCUCCUCAGAAUACGAAUACGUCGAGGUGACAGCCAGUGAAAGUGAAGAGAACGAAGAGGAGAGGGAGAGGGAGAGCGAGAGGGAGAGCGAGAGAGAACAGAGAGAGGCGCCAGUGAUUAAUGUGGUGCCAGCAGAGACAGAGCUAGCCGACAAGGUGGAAGAUAAUGAGAAUAAUGCUGAGCUAAUAAGCGAUGCUCAAAAACAAGAACCACAAAGAUCAACUGAAGCUGAGCAAGCAGCUGAAGCUGAGUAUACAGAGGAGGAAGCUGAGCUGACCGAGGAAGAAACCGACUCGGAGUCAGAGCAUAUAGCAGAGGUUGAGCCAGAGGCAGCUGCUCAACAGGCUGAUGAGCAGCAACAGGAGGAGGAUGAGGAGGAUGAGGAGGAAGAGGAAGAGGAGUACAUUCAGAUUGUGCAGCAUCUUUGUGCUGAUGGCAAGGGGUUAAGGGAGACAAAGCAACUAGAACUUGAAAUGAAACUGAAACUGAAACACUGGCAAAGGCAACACCAACAAUGUAAAUACAACAAAUACAAAAGCAACAACAAAUCGCAAAACCAAACAAAAAACAAUAGCCUAAAAAAAAUAGAAACAAAAACGAAUCAACAUUUUUCUAGCUACACAAGCCGCUUUCUAAACAAAAGCAAGAGCAGCGCCAUUGUAACGCAACCCUCGCUAUCCACGCCCACCGCCUCCUUUGAUGAGGAUGCCAACGGUACCGGCACCGGCGAUGAUUCGGACAGCCGCUACGGCACGGGACGUUCCCGUUAUCUGGCCAUGAAGGAGCGUCGCACUCGACUGGCGCGCAGUCGCUCCUCCCAUCAGUUUGGCAACGACGACGACGAUCUGGAUGAGCCCGUGUCACCGACAACAGUCUCGCCAUCCGCUUACUUGGCCUCAAGAUACAGCGGCUAUGGCAGCAGCGAUCUGUCCCGCAGUCGCUCCACGCACGCUCUCAAGUCUCGCGACAAUUCUCCACUCACGGAUCGCAGUGCGGGAUCGUCGCGCAGCGGUUUGGCCAGCACAUCGGCGGAUAACAAGGAUGGGGAGGCGUUGAGCUCGUGGGCACGGUAUUUGAAGAGCAAAUAUGGUAAUAAGAGCUCAAAGGAUGCGCCCAGCGGCAGCAGCGCUGGCAGCACACGCGACAGCCACGCCUCCUCGAGUACGACGGGGGCGGCGUCGCAUGCGCACGGCGCUGCUGGCAGCCGGAGCACGGCCAGCGAUGUGUCCCGACGAUUGAGCUUGGGUUUGCCACUGCGUCAGGCCAACGAGCUGGCCUCAUCCGAUGAUGACGGGUCAAAAAACGGGCUAGGCUCCCCUACGUCCCCUACGGUAGCAGCAGCAGCAGCAGCAGCCGGUAUAACCGGAGUGGCAGGUACUAUCCCUAAACAGGUGUACCUGCGCAAGCGCCAGCAGCUCUUCCAGUUGGGGGGCCGGGGGAGCGAGCCCGGAUCCUUUACCUGGCCGCGCGGCCUCGCCGUCGGCCCGGACAAUAGCAUCGUCGUCGCCGACUCCAGCAAUCAUCGCGUCCAGGUCUUCGACUCCAAUGGCAUCUUUGUCAAGGAGUUUGGCGAGUACGGCAACGGCGAGGCUGAAUUCGAUUGCCUUGCCGGCGUGGCGGUCAAUCGCAUUGGCCAGUACAUCAUAGCCGAUAGAUACAAUCAUCGCAUACAAGUGCUUGAUCCACAAGGACGCUUCCUGCGCGCCUUCGGUUCGCAGGGCACCGCAGAUGGCAAAUUCAAUUAUCCUUGGGGCGUAACAACCGAUGCACUCGGCUUCAUUUACGUUUGCGAUAAGGAGAACCACAGAGUGCAGGUUUUCCAAUCCGAUGGUUCCUUCGUUGGUAAAUUCGGUUCCUGCGGCCGUGGCGAGGGUCAGCUUGAACAUCCGCAUUAUAUAGCCGUAUCGAAUACGAAUCGUGUUAUUGUUUCCGAUUCAAAUAACCACAGAAUUCAGAUAUUCGACGUUAAUGGCAAGGUGUUGUCCACAGUGGGCGGUGAGGGCUCCGACGAUGGCCAAUUCAAGUUUCCACGUGGCGUCGCUGUGGAUGAUCAGGGUUAUAUAUUUGUGGCUGAUUCGGGCAAUAAUCGCAUACAGAUCUUCAAUCCCGAUGGCAGUUUUCUGAAGACCUUCGGCUCUUGGGGCUCCGGUGACUCGGAGUUCAAAGGACUCGAGGGCGUGGCCAUCAUGUCGAACGGCAAUAUUUUGGUAUGCGAUCGCGAAAAUCAUCGUGUUCAGGUAUUCUAAGUCACAAACACGACCACGACCACGUCCAUAGCCAACGGCAACCUAGUGCAUUACUUGGAUUAACUAUUUAUGAUUCAAAUUUUAAUUUCUUAACAUUUUUAUUUGAGUUCCCUUAAGACUUGAGUGCCACAAAUUGAAUGUCGACAUUUCUAGGCCUAGAAAUCAAUCAAUCAUUUAAGUAGCAAACUCGGAAAAUGAAAAAAAAAUCGAAAAAACUUGUUAAUACGAAGCAAAAAAGUAACUCUCUCUAUGUAUAAAUAUUUAUUGAAUAAAAAAAGCAAAGCGAAAACUCGUCAGAGUUGGAGUGAAA